Anthostomella pinea is the source of this 450-nucleotide messenger RNA. NCBI's taxonomy places the organism in Eukaryota, Fungi, Ascomycota, Sordariomycetes, Xylariales, Xylariaceae. The record is from the annotation of a GenBank genome assembly.
AUGCAUCUCGCCACCAACAUCGCCGUCGCGCUCGUCGCGCUCGUCACCACUGCUCAGGCAGCCUGGCGAAUGGCCUGCGGCAAAGGUGGUAACGCGCAGUUCCACAUCAUCCACGACCGACCCUACCUCAGCACGCUGUGCAGCAUGACGCCCGAUGACGACCACAAGCAGAUGUGCACGAUGCUCGACCUCGGCGGCUGCUACCAGAACUCGAACGGGCACCUCCUUGCAACCAUCAACGGCCGUUUCGAGCACAGCUGCCAGCAUUGUCACCUCACCGGCGUCAACAAGACCAUCUUCGCUUGCGACUGCCAGAUGUUCGGCAAGAAUGCGCCCUGGCAGUACACCGAGAUCGAGACUGAGGACCUGAUCGAGAACCAGGCGGGUUUCCUGACAUGUUGGAAUGCGGGACACCAGAAAUGCCCGGGUAUGCCUGACGUUCAGGUAUAG